This is a messenger RNA of Perognathus longimembris pacificus (Pacific pocket mouse), 3247 nucleotides long. It is a transcript of the gene Poldip3, whose product is annotated as DNA polymerase delta interacting protein 3. Gene Ontology annotation, biological process: mRNA export from nucleus. Gene Ontology annotation, cellular component: nucleus. Bases 254 to 1552 code for a protein of 432 amino acids. The record is from RefSeq and is a predicted model, not a curated record. Lineage: Eukaryota; Metazoa; Chordata; Mammalia; Rodentia; Heteromyidae. The transcript is spliced from 9 exons. Gene Ontology annotation, molecular function: mRNA binding.
ACCACUUAGCUCCAAAUAGCACUUUGAGCCCUGAUGCCUUGAUGCUGGGUUGAAAGAGGUGAGGAGGUGCAGGGUAGGUCCCCGCUAGCUCAAGAUUCUAUGGGAGCUGCAGGCCGAUAAAGAGAUCAUUGUGAUGCAGCGUGACAAGUACCUUAAUAGAAGCUUUGUGUGGUGAGCUCUGAACCUCCCAGGAGAGAGCCAGUGUCUGGGGAUCUGGGUGGCAGAGAGGCUUUGCUGGUGUGGGAGGGGUGGAAUGAGUGCUUUUGAGUUUGGGAAAUGGAGAAGCCUGGACACCUCAGCUACCCACUUGAGUUGCACAUACAAGGAAGUCAGAAGGCGUGGGCUGAGGCUCAGCACCAGACCGGGGGUUGGAGGCGUGCGCUCCCGCAUUGGGAUCCAGCAGAGUCUGCUUAGCCAGUCAACACGUACAGCCACUUUCCAGCAGAGAUUUGAUGCCCGACAGAAGAUUGGCCUCUCAGAUGCCCGCCUCAAGCUGGGUGUCAAAGAUGCCCGGGAAAAGCUUUUGCAGAAAGAUGCUCGGUUUCGGAUCAAAGGGAAAGUACAGGAUGCCAGAGAGAUGCUUAACUCUCGCAAGCAGCAGAGCACAGUGCCACCGAAGCCCCGCCAGGUGGCCGAUGCCCGGGAGACCAUCAGCCUGAAGAGAAGGUCCCCUGCGGCCUUCACAAGCCCUCCCGUGGGGACAGUCACCCCUGCUCUGAAGCUCACCAAAACCAUCCAGGUUCCACAGCAGAAGCCCAUGGUACCACUUCAUGCACAUCCUGCUGGAAUGAGGAUCAACGUUGUCAAUAACCACCAGGCCAAACAGAAUUUAUACGACCUAGAUGAAGAGGAUGAUGUUUUAGCACCCAUUCCUGCUAAACAGAUGAAGUUUUCAGCUUCGGGCAGUUUUCUUCCCCACACGGCUGGACUGAGCACCUCCAAGCUGUCCAUGUCCAAGGCCCUCCCGCUCACCAAAGUGGUUCAGAAUGAUGCCUACACUGCCCCUGCUCUCCCCUCCAUUCGAACCAAGGCCUUGACCAGCAUGUCCCGUACACUGGUGAAUAAGGAGGAGGCCCCCAAAGAGCUGCCAUCUGCUGAGGCUGUUCUCAGCCCCUUGGAAGGUACCAAGAUGACUGUGAAUAAUCUGCACCCCCGAGUCACCGAAGAGGACAUUGUUGAGCUUUUCUGUGUGUGCGGAGCUCUUAAACGAGCUAGACUGGUGCAUCCUGGGGUAGCAGAGGUGGUCUUUGUCAAGAAGGAUGACGCCAUUACAGCAUAUAAAAAGUACAACAACCGGUGUCUGGAUGGGCAACCGAUGAAGUGCAACCUUCACAUGAACGGCCACGUCAUCACCUCUGAGCAGCCCAUCCUGCUGCGGCUGAGCGACAGCCCUGCAGUGAAGAAGGAGAGCGAGCUGCCCCGGAGGGUGGCCCCGGCCGCCGCCGCCAGCCCCGCUGCCGAGGUGGACCCCGACACCAUCCUGAAAGCGCUCUUCAAGUCCUCGGGGGCCUCGGUGACCACGCAGCCCACAGAAUUCAAAAUCAAACUUUGAGCAGGGCAGAAGCAGGGCGUGCGAGGGUGGCUCUGUCUCCCAAGGCGGAGCGCGCGACCCAGGGGCCCUCGGACUGCAGCCCUGAACGUGGGGAGGGCGCCCCCACUGGACGGGGCCUGCCUUUCCGUGUCCUCCUACCUGUGCUCUGCUGUACAUUCACGUUUCUGUAGUUCAUUUCUCCUCCCCUGCACCUCUUCACCAAGGUAGGCCCGAGUGUGUCGGCGGGAGCCCCCCCUUCCUUACCUCCGCCCAAGCGGAUUUCUUCUCCAGCAACGGUGCGCUGAGUUCUCUGGGGGCGUCCCCGUGGCCCGGUGGGAAGCGUCCUUCCAAACGGGAUGGGGCCGUUUGGGCCGAGGGGCUGCCUUCCCUCCUGCUUUCCAAGUUCUUGAUGCAGGCGGAGAGGGAGGCCUUGGCGAAGCGGUGGGCGUGGGCUCAGCUUGGCAGUGGUCCGCUCGCCCCCCUGGUCCGUGGAGCGGCCUGGGCAGGAAUCCGUUCCCAGGCCUGGCUGCUGGUCUGCAGGGGGCGUUGGGCAAGGGCAGGAUGGGCUGCGGCUCUCAGAGAAGUGCACCACCAGCAGCUCGUGCGUGGGGAGCUGCGCGCUCAGGCAUCGCAGAGUGAGUCCCCACAGCCAUGUUUUCCUGUUCCUAGAGCUGCGCUCAAUGCCCAGCCCAGCCCUCCAGCCUCCUGGGGGUCGUGCUGGGCCCUCCAGGCCUGCCUGCCGUGGUGGUCAUCACCAUCUAGUUUAGAUGCAGGUGCCGGGGUGCUCGGGCUGGGACUUGGGUAGGCUCUUGUCCCCCUCCUGCAGCACGGGGCCUGCUGAGUUGCUGGGAUGGAAGGUGGUGUCUUGCUUCUGGCUCUUUCUGGCCUUGGUCAGCCACAAACACCAGCCAGGGAUGCCAGACGCAUGUGCUUUUCUGCCUUGGCGAUGGGGAGAUGGGCCCUCGGUGAGCACAGCUCUCCCAGGCGGCUGGCUCACCCGCCAAACCCCAGGAGGCCCUGCUCCUGGUGGCCUUCCGCACACGGGGCACCACCAGGCCCGCGCAGCUGGGGGCCGGGCUGGGGGUCACUCCCACAUCACCUGUGCAGCCCGGGAAGCACCGUGAGCCUCGGGAGACUUCCCUGAGGCUACUUAGCUGAGGGAAGAGGAUGCAGAAGCCCAGCCUUGCCCGAGGUUGCCCGGCCCAGCAGGGAAGGAAGAUCAAGAUGGAGUGUGAGCCAGCGUCCGUGGCGCAGCUCGGGCGCAGGCGCUCUGCUGUCUGCUCCUUCCAAGCGGGCUGCGCUUCUCUCUCCCCGUCAGGGUCAAACGUUCCUUUCUAGCAGCUGGAAGACAUUCCUCCUUCCCACACACGCCCUUCCUGGGCCAGGAGCGCCCCAGAAGGCACUAGGCUCUCACUUGUUGGUUCUGGGAACAAUCGGGGCGCUGCUGGGCUUUGUUGAGAGUAGGGGUGCCAGGUGACUUGCCCGUGUGGCUCCUUCCCAAGCCGGGAUGCGCUCUGCAGCCUCCUGGCCUUGUAGGGACUUGGCCUCCCCUGCUCCAUGAAAUGUCUUUGUGGGGAACAGGAGAGGGUGGUGGGCAGCGCUGCGGCCUCCACCCCCACUCCCCUGCCAUGUCCAGUGUUGAGGAGAGAGAGGGCAUCAAGAUUCAGAGUCGACUGUAUCGCUUUCCACUUCUGAAUAAAUGUUUGUUAUUCCUAC